Lepisosteus oculatus (spotted gar) is the source of this 941-nucleotide messenger RNA. RefSeq names its product exosome component 4 (gene exosc4). Gene Ontology annotation, biological process: U4 snRNA 3'-end processing; rRNA catabolic process; poly(A)-dependent snoRNA 3'-end processing. The record is from RefSeq and is a predicted model, not a curated record. Gene Ontology annotation, cellular component: cytoplasmic exosome (RNase complex); nucleolus; nuclear exosome (RNase complex). NCBI's taxonomy places the organism in Eukaryota, Metazoa, Chordata, Actinopteri, Semionotiformes, Lepisosteidae.
AGAGCGACGGCAAAACAGAAGGAUUGUGGGUAUAGUAGUUUUUUUUUUUUAUUUGACGGGCUGUAUCACUUUCGCACAUGAGUUUUGAAACAUGGCCGGGUUAGAGUUGCUGUCCGAUCAGGGAUACCGGCUGGAUGGGAGGAAGCCUUCCGAGCUCCGCAAGGUGCAAGCCCGCAUGGGGGUCUUCGCGCAAGGCGAUGGGUCUGCCUACAUCGAGCAGGGGAACACCAAGGCGCUCGCGGUAGUGUACGGACCGCAUGAGGUGCGUGGGUCUCGCGGGAAGGCCCUCCAUGACCGCGCGGUCAUCAACUGCCAGUUCAGCAUGGCCACCUUCAGCACGGCGGAGAGGAAGAGGAGGCCGCAUGGCGACCGCAAGUCCAGUGAGGUCAGCCAGCACCUCAAGCAGACUUUUGAGGCGGCCAUCCUGACACAGCUGUACCCGCGCUCACAGAUAGACAUAUACGUCAAGAUCCUGCAGUCAGAUGGGGGGAAUUACAGCGCCAGCGUCAACGCGGCCACCCUGGCCGUGAUCGACGCCGGCAUCCCUCUGCGCGACUACGUGUGCGCCUGCAGCGCGGGCUUCGUGGAGGACACGCCCCUGGCGGACCUGUGCCACGCCGAGGAGGCGGGGGGCGGCACGGUGCUCAGCCUGGCCCUGCUGCCGCAGGGAGGCCAGAUCGCCCUGCUGCAGAUGGACGCCCGGCUGCACCAGGACCACUUGGACACUCUGAUGGAGGCAGCCAUGACCGCCUGCAGGAGCCUGAGCACAGUGCUGGACAGAGUGGUCAGGGAGCACCUGCAGGAGGUGACCACGCUGACCGCUGAGUGAGGGAGGGGAGGGAGUGGUGGGCUCAGGGCUUGUUGAAUGAAGUUUCUAUUUUUGUAUGAGUAUUUGUAGCUGCUUGUACUGUACAUGCUGUAAUAAAACCAGUCCAUACUCA